Molecule: messenger RNA, 3735 nt
Organism: Rana temporaria (common frog)
Lineage: Eukaryota; Metazoa; Chordata; Amphibia; Anura; Ranidae
Gene: CTBP2
Product: C-terminal binding protein 2
Exons: 11
Coding region: 16-2997 (993 amino acids)
Molecular function (GO): oxidoreductase activity, acting on the CH-OH group of donors, NAD or NADP as acceptor; NAD binding; transcription corepressor activity
Source: RefSeq, a predicted model, not a curated record
UUUUUUUUCCUUCCAAUGCCGGUUCCAGGCAGGAACACAAACAUCAGCCGUUCUCGUAGCUGGGAUGCAGCAGGUUGGUAUGAAGGCAGCUGGGAGGGAGACAUCUCAUCAUCAGGAUCUCACAGAGCAGCCGGCAUAAACAAUUCUCUGACCUACAACGGAGAGGAAGCUUUUUACAAGCUGCCAAGCAGCAGAUCCCGCGAUAUUCUCGUGCCAGGCAGCUCGGAGAUAAAGGCGGACCUCUCUCCGUACCCAGACGCAUAUAUCCGAGGUCAGCAAGGUCACCUGGUGCGUCAGGACCGCAGGCCAGUGAGGAAUACCUCAGUCCCAGACUUCGGCUUUCCCAACGAGAGGCAAAUGGCAAUGUCUGGGCGUGGAUCUGUGCAAACCCACGAUUAUUAUAAUGAGCCUUCCCUGCCUGGAAGAUCCCUGGAGGAUCCUCGUUAUUACAGAGAUCCAAUAUUAAAUCGUGCAGGACAUGCUUAUGGUCCUCCUACAAGUCGCACGGCCUGGGAACAGGCACCUGCACGUCCCUAUCAGUCGCAAGAAGUGGGUCGCUUGUACAGAGAUCCUACAGGUAGAGUCAUCACCGAGGGACAACGUUCCAGGAGUCGCGAUUCAUCCCCCGCCAGAUACACAGUAGAUCUACCCAACCCUAGAUAUGGCUCAGAGGCGUCUACGUUCUCCAAUAGACUGAUUUAUAAUGAUAUGAUGGAACGAGCCAUUGAUUCCACAGGAGGGAGGCAAGCAGCUCCUACCUGCCUGGUGGUGGAGCCCAGUUCAUCUGCUGCCAUGGAUGGCACUCUGGGGACUUCCUCUAUCUCUGCAAAUCGGGGAUAUGGCUCAGUAAGGGAUAAUGUCACUGCUAAGAUGACAUAUGAUGCCUACGAUGGCACACUAACUCAAUCGCAUCCUCAGGCCCCAGUGUCACUUUCUGGAGCUGAACUAAAGAGGGCUGUAGAUAUGGAGUUCCUUACAACUUUGAGGAGUGAAGGCCUUUCUGAAGCAACUCUUGGUGCAUUGAUUCAGCAGGGGUUCGACACGCCCAGCUCACUGGCUGUCAUGGAAGAACAUGACAUUAAAUCAGUGGCUGCUAAUCUUGGCCAGGCGAGACUACUUUCAGGUCUUAUCAAGAGCUACCGGGCAGAUUUGCAGAUGCUGAGACAAGAUCCACAGAAAAGCAACUCCCUGAGGUCUCGAGCUCGCUCAAAUAGCUUCAGCCACCGGGGAGAUCUCAUGCGCGGGGAUUUCAGUACACAACCCUUAAAUAACCAAAUGAUGGAUGGAGUUUCCAACCCUCAACAUUCCUUGUCAUUGCAGCCGGUCUCACCUCGAAUGGCUGAACUUAGCCGCCGUCCUUCUAGUGCCCCAUCCCAGCACUUAAUGGAGGCAGCCAACUACCCAGCUUGUGGAAUGAGUGCCCAAAACCCACAGUUCAUGCAAACUACUGGAUACUCCAUUCCUUUUCAACCUCGCCCAGCGUCGGCCUACCCUGCCCAGUCUGGCAUACCCAUGACUGUUGUACACACAAACAUCCCCAGUGGGCCAAAAACUGCUUACCCUACUAGUUACACUGUGCCCAUGGAGCUUUUGAAAAGGGAUCGCCUUCCACCCACUUCUCCUCUACACAGCCCUCACUGUAGCCCUCAGCUUCUACGCAAACAUGGGAGUCAUAUGGAAACCACAAUGAGCUUACCGCCGCCUACCAUGCCUAAUCAGCACUCUCUCCAAUCGCCCUACCAGAAAGUAACCAGAAGGACUGGACCACCCAUCAUUGUCUCCACCAUGGCAUCACCAGAGCCAAGUAUGCGGCCUCAAACAGUCAAUGGUCCAAUGCACCCCCGCCCUCUCAUAGCCCUGCUGGAUGGACGGGACUGCACAGUGGAGAUGCCAAUACUCAAAGACCUUGCUACUGUAGCUUUCUGUGAUGCCCAGUCCACACAAGAAAUCCACGAAAAGGUCCUGAAUGAGGCAGUGGGAGCCAUGAUGUAUCACACCAUAACGUUAACACGUGAAGAUCUGGAAAAGUUCAAGUCUCUGCGAGUUAUAGUGCGGAUAGGCAGCGGAUUCGACAACAUUGACAUCAAGGCAGCCGGAGACAUGGGAGUGGCUGUGUGCAACAUCCCAUCAGCGGCUGUUGAAGAGACGGCUGAUUCUACAAUCUGUCACAUCCUUAAUCUUUACCGGAGGAACACGUGGCUGUACCAGGCACUGCGGGAAGGGACACGGGUACACAGUGUGGAGCAGAUAAGAGAAGUAGCGUCUGGAGCGGCCCGGGUGCGCGGAGAGACUCUCGGCUUAAUAGGAUUUGGUCGCGUUGGACAGGCCGUAGCCGUGCGAGCCAAGGUGUUUGGCUUCAGCAUUAUCUUUUAUGAUCCGUACCUGCAAGACGGGACAGAGCGGGCUCUGGGGGUGCAGAGGGUCUACACACUACAGGACUUGCUUUACCAAAGUGACUGUGUGUCUCUGCACUGCAACCUGAAUGAACAUAACCAUCACCUCAUUAAUGACUUCACAAUCAAACAGAUGAGACAAGGAGCCUUCCUAGUAAACACGGCACGCGGGGGUCUGGUGGAUGAAAAGUCUUUGGCUCAGGCUCUGAAGGAGGGCAGAAUCAGAGGAGCUGCUUUAGAUGUACACGAGUCUGAACCUUUCAUAAAUAAAAAAGAUGAAUCUCUGCGCUGUGGUGGGGCGGCAGCUGACACAGAUAAAUACGCUCAGGGUCCUUUGAAAGAUGCUCCCAAUCUGAUCUGCACCCCCCAUACAGCUUGGUACAGCGAGCAGGCCUCCCUGGAGAUGAGAGAAGCUGCGGCCACUGAGAUAAGAAGAGCGAUCACAGGCCGCCUUCCCGAUAGUCUCAGAAACUGUGUGAAUAAAGAAUUCUUGGUUGCAACAACUCAAUGGACUACAAUGGAGCAACCUGGGACAAAUGUGGAGCUGAAUGGUGCCACCUACAGAUCGGUGUGUGCCCAGCCGCUCCAGGGAGAAAAGCGCUGACCAAUGCCUGCAGCACAUUCCUCACUGGUUGUGGCUCUUUUGCGGUCAGAGAGAAUAAUUCAUUACAAGGAUCUCCCUACUUCCCCAAUCAUCCUUCAGUGGUCCAUUCUGCCGGGCAGUACUGCAUGUAGCAAUAGGAAAACAAACUGUGCAGGUUCCAGAAACCAGCAAUCAAUAUCAGAAUACACAAUGGCGGGGGAAAGUGCAGCUAAACGCACAGUGGUCACAGGAUGACAUAAGAUAAUGAGGACUACAUUUAUCUGCAAGCACAUGAUUACAGCAAUCCAGGACUGCCUGUUCUGUGAGCAGCAAUCCCCGCGGUCCCCCAUCACCACACAACCAAGUGACGCCAUCGCCGCCCAUCUGCGGGACUUGGAGGUCAAUGCUGGGAUAUUGUCCCAUCUACGUAUCAUAAAACGACGGCUACUUGUCCAUGUAAGACUCCGAACCUGAAGGGAACAUUAGUGUGAUGUUUGUCUUUUGUCUGUCCUUCUGCUCCACUGACUCAGGAAACGCUCUAUACAAAUCAACUGUAUUUUAUACCACUGGUUUUCCACUUUUUUUAUUACGUUACAUUUUACCUCUUACCAUUGACAUAGUGACUUGUAGGCAUUGCAUUUCUUGUUCUGUGUGUUCUGAACUGGGUUUUAAUUUUUUCCAUACGGACAAUGAAUUCAGACAUCAAAUAGACCGUCCCAGACACUUUGAAGUAAAAAUAAACUAAAAAGGAUAAAACCG